This is a messenger RNA of Carassius auratus (goldfish), 4780 nucleotides long. RefSeq names its product DENN domain-containing protein 5A-like. The transcript has 24 exons. Gene Ontology annotation, biological process: retrograde transport, endosome to Golgi. The record is from RefSeq and is a predicted model, not a curated record. NCBI's taxonomy places the organism in Eukaryota, Metazoa, Chordata, Actinopteri, Cypriniformes, Cyprinidae. Gene Ontology annotation, cellular component: trans-Golgi network. Bases 177 to 4148 code for a protein of 1323 amino acids. Gene Ontology annotation, molecular function: guanyl-nucleotide exchange factor activity; small GTPase binding.
GCACAAGCGCGCGCAGAGGACGGAAAACAGCUGUACCGGAGGCCACAACGCGACUGGCGCUUGGGGCUCCUGACUUGGUCUGCAUCCGCAAUGGCUGCUCAGAGUGAUCCAGAGAGCUCGUACUAUGCGCUCCUCUAGACCCACAUACAGAAGAGCACAAGCGGAGCCGACUCAAAAUGAGCACCGGAUUCAGCUCGAGCUCGUGCCGCUUCGCGGAUUAUUUCGUGACCUGCGGUCUGGACACCGAGAGCGGCUUAGAACCAGACGAGCUGUCCGCUCUUUGCCAGUAUAUACAGGCUACUAAAUUCAGAGAUGUUGCCGGACAGUUGGCGGGUGCAAAAGAAGGUGAGAAUUUUGAGCAGAGUCCACUGCGGAGAACUUUUAAAUCUAAAGUUCUAGCGCACUAUCCCGACAAUGUGGAGUGGAACCCUUUUGACCAGGAUGCUGUGGGCAUGCUCUGUAUGCCAAAGGGCUUGUCCUUCCGCACCCAGACAGACAUCCGCGGGCCCCAGUUCCACUCUUUCAUUAUCACGAGAGAGGACGGCUCCCGAACCUACGGCUUUGCCCUCACCUUCUUCGAGGAGGUGACCAGCAAGCAGAUCUGCAGUGCCAUGCAGACGCUCUACCACAUGCACAAUGCAGAACAAUACGACAUACUGCACACACCACCCACACCUCGCAGUCCAGAAGACACCCGUCCCACCCCUCAACAUCUGCUCGCUGCUCCCUCCUUGUCUCGACUGCAGCGUUUCAACUCCUACGACAUCAGUCGAGACACUCUCUACGUGUCCAAAUGCAUCUGUCUGAUCACACCCAUGGCCUUCGCCCACGCCUGCAGAAGUGUCCUGGAACAGCUGCACCAGGCUGUCACCUCGCCUCAGCCCCCGCCGCUGCCGCUGGAGAGCUACGUCUACAACGUCCUCUACGAGGUCCCGCUGCCACCGGCCGGGCGUUCCUUGAAGUUCUCGGGCGUAUACGGGCCAGUGGUGUGUCAGAGACCCAGCACAUCUGAGCUGCCCCUCUUUGACUUCCCCCUGCAGGAGGUGUUUGAGCUGCUAGGAGUGGAGAACGUGCUACAGCUCUUCACCUGUGCACUACUGGAGAUCCAGAUCCUUCUGUACUCGCAACAUUACCAGCGGCUGAUGACGGUAGCGGAGAGCAUCACAGCUUUAAUGUUCCCCUUCCAAUGGCAGCAUGUGUACGUGCCCAUCCUGCCCGCUUCACUGCUCCACUUCCUGGACGCUCCUGUGCCCUACCUCAUGGGUCUGCACUCCAACGGCCAGGAUGACCGCACCAAGCUGGAGCUUCCCCAAGAGGCCAACCUUUGUUUUGUCGAUAUUGACAACCACUUUAUUGAGCUUCCUGAGGACCUGCCUCAGUUCCCCAACAAGCUGGAGUUCAUCCAGGAGAUCUCUGAGGUUCUGUUGGCAUUCGGCGUAUCUUCAGAGGCAAACCCACAGUGCAGCGAGGGCCAGGGCAGGCUCAGGGGCUUCCGCUCGGGUGACAUGGCUUCUGACAAGCGCAACGGCAACCUGGCUGGCUCACCGCUCAACUCGUACUUGCUGAGAGAAAACCAAACCAUAGCUCGUCUGCAAGCGCUGGUCAAGAGGACUGGAGUCAGUCUGGAGAAGCUGGAUGUGAAGGAGGAUACAAUCACUGAUAAGGAUUCAAAAGUGCAGUGUGAUGAAGAAGAGUUGAAAAAGCAUCAGUUGAACAUUCAUGUGCGAGAGGUCUUCGCCAACCGCUUCACGCAGAUGUUCUCUGACUAUGAGGUGUUUGUCAUUCAGUCCAGCCAAGACAAGGAGUCCUGGUUCAGCAACCGAGACCAGAUGCAGAACUUCGACAAGGCCUCUUUCCUGUCGGAUCAGCCCGAACCUUACCUGCCAUUCCUCUCUCGCUUCCUGGAGACGCAGAUGUUUGCCUCUUUCAUCGACAGUAAGAUCCUGUGCCACGAUGAUGAGGACAAAGAGCACACGCUGAGAGUGUUUGAUUCCCGUGUUGACAAGAUCCGCAUGUUAAAUGUCAGGACACCCACCCUGCGGACCUCCAUGUACCAGAAAUGCACCAACAUCGAUGAAGCCGAAAAGGCCAUUGAGAUGAGGCUGUGUAAGAUCGACCACACGGCUCUGCAUCCCCACCUGCUGGACAUGAAGAUCGGUCAGGGCCGCUAUGAGCCUGGCUUUUUCCCCCGCUUACAGUCUGAUGUUCUCUCUACUGGACCCACCAGCAACAAAUGGGCAAAGCGCAGCGCACCGGCACAAUGGCGGAGGAAGGACAGACAGAAACAACACUCUGAACAUCUCUAUCUGGACAAUGACCAGAGAGAGCAUGUGGAGUGUCUGUUUUCUGAGCUUCAGCUUCUGCUGGCUCUGGACUACUACUGGUUCUCGCAGUCCUUCAGGCCCUGUCUAAAGUCUGUCAAGGUGGAUGUGAAGUACAUCCAGGAGGCCAGGAACCUGGGCACCACUCUCCGCCAGCCCAAACUCUCCAACCUGUCACCUUCAGUCAUCGCACAGACCAACUGGAAGUUUGUAGAGGGACUGUUAAAAGAGUGCAGAAAUAAGACCAAACGCAUGCUGGUGGAGAAGAUGGGACGGGAAGCGGUGGAGCUGGGCCACGGGGAGGUCAGCAUCACUGGAGUGGAGGAGAACACACUCAUCGCCAGCUUGUGCGAUCUGCUGGAAAGAAUCUGGAGCCACGGUCUGCAGGUCAAGCAGGGAAAAUCUGCCUUGUGGUCGCACCUCUUACAUUAUCAGGAGAGUAAAGAGAAGAGAGACGCUACUCCAGCAGGCCUCGGCCCUCCUGGUAUCAUUCAUAACACAGAGAGACGGAAGUCAGAUGCUGGCUGUGCGAUGCCUCCUCUCAAGGUGUCUUUGAUACAGGACAUGAGGCACAUCCAGAACAUCAGUGAGAUCAAGACAGACGUUGGGAAGGCCAGGGCAUGGGUGCGUCUUUCCAUGGAGAAGAAACUGUUGUCCAGACACCUGAAGCAACUUCUGUCUGACCAUGAGCUCACCAAGAAACUCUAUAAGCGCUACGCUUUCCUGCGCUGUGAUGAUGAGAAGGAGCAGUUCCUCUACCAUCUCCUCUCUUUCAACGCUGUGGACUACUUCUGCUUUACCAACGUCUUCACCACGAUUAUGAUACAAUACCAUGUGGUCAUCAUUCCCAGCAAGAAACUAGGUGGCUCCAUGUUUACGGCCAACCCCUGGGUGUGUGUGUCAGGGGAGCUAGCUGAGACCGGGGUCCUGCAGGUCCCCAAAAACACUCUGGAGAUUACAUUUGAGUGCCAGAACCUGGGGAAGCUGACCACAGUACAGAUGGGCCAUGAUAACUCAGGACUGUAUGCUAAGUGGCUAGUGGAGUGUGUAAUGGUCCGCAACGGGAUCACAGGGCACACCUACAAGUUUCCAUGCGGCCGUUGGCUCGGGAAGGGAGUAGAUGAUGGCAGCUUGGAGAGGAUACUGGUGGGCGAACUGGCGACUAACACGACUGAGACUGACGACAGAAUGUGCCGGACUCCUCCAAUGCAGCAAUCCCCCGGGAUGAUGCGAAGAUUUGUCACCAUUUCGCCAAACAGCAAACCAAAGUUAAACACGGGCCAGAUCCAGGAAGGAGUGGGAGAGGCCAUCAACGGUAUCGUCAAACACUUCCAUAAGCCAGAAAAAGAGAGAGGAAGCCUCACAUUGCUUCUGUGUGGAGAGUAUGGUUUAGUAUGGGCUCUGGAGCAGGUGUUUCAGCAUGGCUUCAAGUCACCGCGCCUUUUCAAGAACGUCUUCAUUUGGGACUUUCUAGAAAAAGCGCAGGUGUACUUUGAGAGUACAGAACAGAGUCAGAUGACCCAGGAUGAGAACUGGAAGAUGAGGGUGCGUCAUUUCUGUAAUUUCAUGCGUGCCAUCAACAACACACCCAGAAACAUUGGCAAAGACGGGAAGUUUCAGAUGCUUGUGUGUCUCGGAGCCAGAGAUCACCUGCUGCACCACUGGAUUGCGCUUCUUGCCGAGUGUCCAAUCACAGCACAGAUGUACGAGGACAUGGCGCUCUUAAAGGACCAUUCUCUGGUGAACUCUCUGAUUCGAGUGCUACAGACUCUGCAGGAAUUCAACAUCACUCUGGAGGCCUCUCUCGUCAAAGGGAUCGGGAUAUAAAGCCUGAAUAUAGAGCUAACACAGAUCAGUGGGACCAUGGACUAACUUUUUUAUAUGGAGAGACUUGAACAAAUGACUAAAUGUGCUUAUGUUAAAGCUACUGUCAUGUUUGCCAUAUAUCAAGUGCAAUGAGCCUUUUCAGACGUUUCAUAAUUUUCAUCAACGACGUUACUGACAUUCAAAUACGUCCUUUAUUUUCAUCUAUACUUUUCACGGAAGGUGAAAACCCCCACCUGUGCUAAACCAUUUUAUUAAAAGCUCAAUAUUUUUCGUUGUUGUUGAGGACUGCUGACAAUGGCUAUAUUUAAAAGGAAAACAUGUAAGAAAAGCUGUUAUUAUAUUUUCAAAGAAGAGCUGUGUUAUUUUGAUAUGUCAGGUUGCUUGCUCUGUGCUCUAAUCUAAUCCAUACUUUCACAAUGCAGAGUUCGAAGCAAAGGAUUUAGAAGUAUGCUUUAUAAGUACGACUUGUGGGGAAAUCAUAUUUUUACUUAAAAUAAGAAAGGAAAGAUGAGAAAAGGCUCUUUUUUUUUGUAACAAUGCCAGGGACUUGUGUAAUUUUCCUCUAAAUGCAAAUCAGAUUAAAGGCACAGUUCACCCAAAAAUGACACUACCGGUCAAAAGUUUAAAUUAAU